CCGACCGAGCGAUCCUCUGGUUCUUUGAAACCCGCAAAAAAGUAUUUUUCUAAAGACAAAAAUAAUGGACAGAGGCGACAACCCCAGCGCCGCGAUAUGUGGGUUAUGUGGAGAGGCAUACGCUCUGCCUGAGGAUGAAGUCGACGGCAACCUCCCUCGUGUGCUUCUAUGUGGCCACAUCUACUGCACAUCUUGUCUGCUGUCCAUUGAAUGUGACAGUACCAUUAGCUGUCCAGACUGUGAGGUUGAAUCGAACCUCCCUGAAGGCGGAGUGAACGCUAUGCCAGAAGAUAGCCGGAUCAUAGGCCUCAUCUACACUGCCAAAAUGAACAAGUUGAAAAGCGAUCGCUGUGAGAAAUUCAAGUAUCGCAGAAGGAACAAGUUAGUGUCCAAGGACGUGGUGCAGCCAGUGGAUGUUGUGAAGACUGAGAGGGCUGUGGACGAGGCGUUGGCACAGGGAGCAGAAAAUCAUGCUCUUCUAGAAAACAUCCAUGAGACCCUGAAGACCGGUCUGGAAGAACAAGUAAAAAGUGACAGAGCUCGUCUAGAGAUUGAGAUAAAGCAAGCAGCAGACAAGGCUAUACAUGCUGUUCAAAAGUGGAAGGAUGUGCAGUUGAAUCAGCUGUCGAAACUGGAGGCGCGGUUCUCUAACAGCCAAGCAGAGCUGUGCUGUGUCCAGGAGAGGAUCAGGUCUCUGGGGAUCGCUAUGCAGAUGGCCCGAGAAGUACGCAGAGUUCCCUUCCUUGUGAAAUACUGCACCCUGGAUAAGGUUUUGGAGACGUUGCAGGCUCCUGUGGACAAGCAGUUAUUUGAUAUGGAAUGCAUUACUAUGGGCUCUGGACUGAGCUAUAUUUUCCAGCCAGAGAGUCUAAACCAGAACCUGGUGUUGUCUCUGAAAAUGGAUACAAGUUAUCCAAAACGGUGCUCCUUGCAGCAUGCAGAGACUGGGAACAGUAACAAUAUCUCACCCAGACACAACAAGCCCCUCAGGCCACAAAAACAGGACCAGGGGAGUCCGAGAGCCAAAUGCUCAUUGCCACUAGCGUUCUCUUCAAGCCAGAGACCUCGUCAGAGAGUGAACCUCUCCAACCGCAGCUCCCCCUCAGACCUCAGAAGUCCAGACGUGAUCGUGGAGGAGAUUAUAGACGAGGGAAAAGGGCAUGCUCACCCACCCACUGGCCCUGAACUGGCUAAUGACAAAUGGAGAAUCCAAAAUAGAAGGAAAAAUCUGAAUCAGAUUACCGGCAAUAAGAGAAAUGUCACCCAGUGGGUUGUGGUCUCCCACAUUUUGAACCCAAGUCACUUCUAUGUCCGCUACGUGGCUGAGAAGAGGGAGAGCGAGUUGCUCUCCAGGAGGAUUAACCACUUCUGCAGCAGGGAGAGUUGUCGCUUCACUUCCCGUGACAGAGUGGAGACUGGCUCCCUGAUCUUUGUGAAGCAGAGGGAGGGACUCUGGUGUCGGGCCAGUGUGGUCGCACUCACACAGAGCGGAUGUGCAGAGUCUGUUAAAGUCUGCCCAGUGUCCCAACUGGCCAGCAUCAGAGUCUUCUUUAUUGAUGGUGGCCAAACCAGAAGCUUCACCAUACAGAGUGAAGAGGGAUCCUCUGAGUCGUCACUAAAGGCAGUCAACAACCACCUGAGGAAGGUGUGUGAGUUUGGGCAAGCAGAGCUGGGUCAGUUUGCUCCUCAGGCCAUCAGGUGCUCAUUCAAAGACCUGGUCCCAUAUGACUUGUCAAAGGGCUGGACUGAGAAGGCACAGGUGGAAUUCCGCUCUGUGGUUGGCUCUGCGGCAGUGGAAAUGCGUCCUUUGAGUCUGGACAGAGACUCUUUACUGGUGGACUUAAGAAAAGCUCCCAUGGACCAGUCGAGUGAUGUGCCAAUCUCUAUCAGAGAGUACCUCGUCUUCAUUGAAGUGGCCAGGUUUUAUUCUCCAGUGUCUCUGGGCAGGAAGCCCCUAUCGUACUACCCUCCUGUGUAUCCCAAGGUCAACAAAGAGGUCAAUGCUGUGGUGUCUCACAUCAACAGCCCUGCUGACUUCUACAUCCAGCUGGCUGACAACAUGGAGUUCUUUUUGCUGUCAGCGAAGCUCCAGGAGUGUUACAACGCGUCAACAGUGAGUGAAGAAGAUGACCUCAAAGUCUACUGCCCUGUGAUAGAACAGGCGUAUGUCGCCCGCUUUGAGGACAAGCGGUGGUACAGAGCUCAAGUCGUAGGUCUUCCUGGGGGAAGAAAAGUGGAGGUGCGCUAUGUGGACUUUGGCAAUAAGACAAUCUUAUCUGUCAGUGAUUUGAGGAAGAUCAAGGACGAGUUCUUUGCACUUCCUUCAAUGGCUAUACAGUGCUGUUUGUCAGAUGUGAGACCUGUGGAUGGAGAGAGCUGGACUGAAGCCUGCACCGACAGAUUCAUCAGCCUGGCUCAUCAGAAACUGGUCACUAUUGUUGCCACAGGACCGGUCCUUAAGUCGAAGCCUCUGCCAGUCAAACUGUUCGAGAGCAGUCUGAACGGGCCACUCGCUAACAUAGCCGAGCUGCUGGUCCAAGACGAGCUCGUCUGCUUCAAAGAGGAACCUAAGUCAGAGAACUCCAGGCCUGCGGGUGAUGACUCCGCCAUUUGGGACCCUCCACUUGAGCUUGAUGCGGCUCCAGAGGGCGUUAGUACCCCGGACCAGAAUACCAGCGGAGAGCAGAAUGUGGAGCCGGUGGAGUUUGAGCCUCAGCUGAAGCUUCCUGCCGACCUCAAAGAUCUGAAAGUCAGAGUGAGCCAUGUCAGUUCACCGAGCAGUUUCUACGUCCAGCUCACCCAGUACGACUCUCAGCUCAAAAGGAUGUGUGAGCUGGUAAGGAAGGAGUGUGCGCUCAUGGAGUCCGACGAUGAUGCGGUGUGGAAGGCAGACGUGUACUGUGCUGCUCAGAUUAACGGGGUUUGGGAGAGAGGGCAGAUCUGCUCUGACAUCACAUCCAGCAAGAUUGCAGAGGUUCUGCGCUGUGACCAUGGAAACAAGGUCAAGGUCCACGCCAGCAACCUGCGGACGCUGCCAUCGUACUUGAUCGGUUCUCUGGCGCUGGAGUGCACGCUGACCGACAUCAGGCCAGCAGGGGGCCGAUCCACCUGGACCGCUACAGCCUGCGAUUUAAUCUCCUACUACCUGACCGGAGCCUCGGCUGUUAUGACCAUCAAGGAGCUGACGGAUGAGCGUCCACAGCCCGUCAUUCUGUUCUGCUCCAAUAGGAUGGGACAGUUUGUCAGCAUUGCAGACUUUCUGGCCAGUGAGGGGCUCGCCCUGCGGGAGAGGAAACCCAGAGACGCUGAAGAUCAAAAGCCACAAGAGGCUGAUGCGCCGUCUCCAGUGAGCGUGAAACAAACUGGUGGUCCUGAUGGAGACAAAAAAAACACACCAUCAGCUUGCAGCCUUCUUCCUAUCCCUGAUCAGUCCUCCCUGGUCAGCGGUCCGACCCACCCAAAACCUGCCCCCCGGAUCAUCAUGUCUGCUGAGAAGGUGAAAACUCAGUUGUACCAGCCCCCGGAGCUGCCAUGCCUCGGUCACAUCCAGACUAGUGUUUCUGCCAUCGGAGAGGACGGCAUCAUUUACGCCAGAACGCAGAAUGCAGAGUGUCAGCUGGAGCCGCUCAGGGAGAGGAUUCAGAAGAGCAUGAAGACUUUGCCCAGACAGAAGCCCUACACCUGGAAGUCGGUGCUGGGCUGUGCCGUCAUCGGAUCGGACAUGUUGUGGUAUCGAGGACAGCUGCUGGAGGUGCUGGGGGGACACGUUAAGGUACAAUACGUGGAUUACGGUCUGGUGGAGAACAUCCCGGUGGUCCAUGUGUACCCGAUGCUGCUGUGUGACGAUGUUCCUCAGCUCUGUAUGCCCUGCCAGCUGCACAGCAUAAACCCUGUUGGUAGUCGGUGGCACCUCGACGCUGUGGCCUUGCUGAAGGAGUUGUUGCUGAACCGUUGUGUGGACGUGCAAGUCAUGGAGCUGCCGUCUGACCCGAGGGGGCCACUAGCGGUUGAGAUCUUCCUAGACGGGAUGAGCCUCAGCCAGAUCAUGUGUCACCACGAACACGCCUCCAUGGAGCGCCCAGUUCCAGCACAGAAGGGACGUGGCAUGAUAAUUCCUCCUCCUCUCCUGGACGAUUGGGACAUCGACACUGAGGGUCUGCGGGACCCAGAGGAGCCGAUGCUAGGGCCCUUCAUGUACCCACAACUGCCGCAGGAAGGAGAGCACUUCAAAGUCAGAGUGAUGCACCUGUGGACCCCAAAUGAGCUGUUCCUGUGGCCUUUGGAGGGAAGUGGCGAUGUGGAGGUGGACGGAGAGACUCUGGAUGAGGCUCUGACCAGAAUCAAUGAGGACAUCAACGGUCUGCCUCGACUCAGCAGCUUCCCUCACGGCAGCCCGUGUCUGGCAGAAUACAGUGACGGGCAGUACUACAGAGCAAAGCUGAUCAGGAUCACCAGCGUGGAGCCCGUCAAGAUCCUGGUCCAGCACGUCGACUUUGGCUCUGACGACACUCUGCCCCUGAGCAGGCUGCGUCAGAUGCCGGCAGAGCUGCUGGGCUUUCCGUCAAGGGCGCUCAAGGUCAAAGUCGCCGGCUUCAAGGCUCCAAAUGUCAAGCUGGAGGAAGGCAUGCUGCCCUACAGCCCCGGCUGGAGCGUGAAGGCUACAAUGGCCAUGAUGGUGUUACACAGCAACAUCACAGCCUCUGUUGUGGCGCAGGAACCAGAGCUCACAGUGCUUCUGUACAAUGAGGAGGAAGAGCUGGUGCAUCUGUCUCUGGUGAGCAGGGGACUGGUUGAACUCGCCUGAAAGCAGAGCAGAGUCGUGCUGUUUUGUUCAUAUCUUCAUUUUGUUGCCGUUUUAAGUUUUUAACUGUCCCACAUAUUAUGUCAACCUUUACUUUCACUAUGUUCCUGUAAUAACAGAGAUUUACUUUGAAGUUUGGCUGUGGUGUUUGAGUGAGCCGCGUUGACUUUGCACUUAGUUUUUUCUGGUCUUUUGACUCGUGUGAGACGACUUGUUUGUGUGAAGGUGAGAUUAAAUCUUCCG
Labrus bergylta (ballan wrasse) is the source of this 5044-nucleotide messenger RNA. The record is from RefSeq and is a predicted model, not a curated record. Lineage: Eukaryota; Metazoa; Chordata; Actinopteri; Labriformes; Labridae.